AUGGCCGGCUGCAGCCCCGAGGAGAAAACUUACCAGCGUUUCCUGGAGCUAUUCCUGGGCGAGUUUCGCGGGCCGUGUGGUGGCGGCGAGCCGGAGCCGGAGCCGGAGUCAGAGCCUGAGCCGGAGCCCGAACUGAUAGCGGCUGAGACGACCGAAGCUUUGAUUGAGGAGCCCGGGGAGGAAGAGGCGACGCUGGCCGCGGCGGAGGAAGGGGAGCCGGAACCGGAGCAAGACCCACGGCCCGAAGAGGAGGCGGUGGAGGAGGAGGAAGCAGUGGCGGCAGCGGAGGGCGAGGAAGAAGAGGAGGCAGUGGCCACCCCGGGGCAGUCGGCCGUGCAGCCGCCGCCGCCGCCGCAGUCCCAGCUGCCGCCUCUGCCUCCGCUCCCGAGGCCGCUGUCGGAGCGCAUCACCCGCGAGGAGGUGGAGGGCGAGAGCCUGGACCUGUGCCUGCAGCAGCUCUACAAAUAUAACUGCCCUUCCUUUUUGGCUGCUGCUUUAGCCAGAGCCACAUCAGAUGAAGUCCUUCAGAGUGAUCUCUCUGCACAUUAUAUACCAAAGGAAAUGGAUGGCACAGAAGGGACUGUGGAGGUUGAGACAGUGAAAUUGGCCCGCUCUGUCUUCAGUAAACUCCACGAGAUUUGCUGCAGCUGGGUGAAAGACUUCCCUCUCCGCAGGAGGCCCCAGCUCUAUUAUGAGACAUCAAUUCAUGCCAUCAAAAACAUGCGCAGGAAAAUGGAGGACAAACAUGUCUGCAUUCCUGACUUUAAUAUGCUCUUCAACCUAGAGGACCAGGAAGAACAAGCCUACUUUGCAGUGUUUGAUGGUCACGGUGGCGUGGAUGCUGCUAUCUAUGCCUCCAUUCACCUCCAUGUUAAUUUAGUCCGCCAGGAGAUGUUCCCCCAUGAUCCCGCUGAGGCCUUAUGCCGGGCUUUCCGGGUCACUGAUGAGCGGUUUGUACAGAAAGCAGCCCGGGAGAGCUUAAGAUGUGGGACCACAGGCGUGGUGACUUUUAUAAGAGGCAACAUGCUACAUGUGGCCUGGGUGGGUGAUUCCCAGGUUAUGCUUGUGAGAAAGGGCCAAGCUGUUGAACUGAUGAAGCCACACAAACCAGACAGAGAAGAUGAAAAGCAGCGAAUUGAGGCCCUUGGAGGUUGUGUAGUCUGGUUUGGUGCCUGGAGGGUGAAUGGAAGUCUAUCGGUCUCCAGAGCUAUUGGAGAUGCUGAACAUAAGCCAUAUAUCUGUGGGGAUGCAGACUCUGCCUCUACUGUUUUGGAUGGGACUGAAGACUACCUCAUUCUGGCCUGUGAUGGCUUCUAUGACACCGUGAACCCAGAUGAGGCAGUGAAAGUUGUGUCUGACCACCUGAAGGAGAACAAUGGAGACAGCAGCAUGGUCGCCCAUAAAUUAGUGGCAUCAGCUCGUGAUGCUGGGUCGAGUGAUAACAUCACUGUAAUUGUGGUAUUCCUGAGGGACAUGAACAAAGCUGUAAAUGUUAGUGAGGAAUCAGAUUGGACAGAGAACUCUUUUCAAGGAGGGCAAGAAGAUGGUGGGGAUGAUAAGGAGACGCAUGGAGAGUGCAAACGCCCUUGGCCUCAGCACCAGUGCUCAGCACCAGCCGAUCUAGGCUAUGAAGGGCGUGUGGAUUCAUUCACUGAUAGAACUAGUCUGAGCCCAGGGUCCCAAAUCAACGUGCUGGAAGACCCAGACUACCUAGAUCUCACACAGAUAGAAGCAAGCAAACCUCACAGUGCCCACUUUUUGCCACCAGUUGAGAUAUUUGGUCCAAAGGCACCAAAGAAAGUAGAUCUUAUUAAUGAGCUAAUGAUGGGAAAUAUAGCAGUUCACACAUCAUUGCCUGAAUGGAGUGGUACUGGAGCACUUCCUGCUGCUUUUAAUUUGGGUUCAACAGGGCAGCAGAUACACAGAAUGGAGAGCCCGUCUCCUGUGUGUUCUAGAUUGGAAAACAAACAGUUCAAAUUUCUGGGAAAGAGAGUUUCUAGAUUGUCUCAUUUACACCACCACUACUCAAAGAGGCGGCACGGAUUCAGGUUUAAUGCAAGGUUUUAUUCAUUUCUCUCUGCCCACAAAACAGGCACUUGCCUGUCUUCACUUAUCCGAAGUGGGAAGAGAAAUAGUAUCUUAAGAAGUUCUCUGCAAUGGAGGAAAAAUAGUUGGAAAGGAUACAGUGAAAACAUGAUGAUGCUCAAAAAGAGGAUUGAUGUCCCACACUCAGAUCUUCCCUGGAGCUAUAAAAUAUAA
Molecule: messenger RNA, 2259 nt
Organism: Elephantulus edwardii (Cape elephant shrew)
Lineage: Eukaryota; Metazoa; Chordata; Mammalia; Macroscelidea; Macroscelididae
Gene: PPM1E
Product: protein phosphatase, Mg2+/Mn2+ dependent, 1E
Exons: 7
Coding region: 1-2259 (752 amino acids)
Biological process (GO): protein dephosphorylation; negative regulation of protein kinase activity
Molecular function (GO): protein serine/threonine phosphatase activity; cation binding
Source: RefSeq, a predicted model, not a curated record